AUGUCGAUGAUGAUGUCGGGUCUAUUGGGCAUCGCGAGUCAAGAAAGGUUAGGGCUUUUGCUUCAUAUGACAACGACGGCAGAGGAAUCGCCGGAGGCUGCAAGGAUGGCCGGAAUUGCACAUGUCGUGGGUCUGUUACGAGAACAAAGCAAAGGAAGAAAAGGUCACAUAGAUCUCAUGGCGUUGUCAUCAAGAGGAGAAGGUCUCGGUUGGUUUGUAAUCGCGAAGGAAACCGCCGGUGAAGAAGUUACGAUGGUGGUCAGAACCAUGACGGAGAAGAACGCCGGAGAAGAAGAUGAAUCUGAGAAGAGAGAGACAAGCAAAGCUUCGACAAAGGAAAGAAGAUUUUUUGGUUUUGGUCAAAGGUGGAGAUUGUGA
Molecule: messenger RNA, 378 nt
Organism: Arabis nemorensis
Lineage: Eukaryota; Viridiplantae; Streptophyta; Magnoliopsida; Brassicales; Brassicaceae
Source: the annotation of a GenBank genome assembly